This is a messenger RNA of Striga asiatica, 1114 nucleotides long. The record is from the annotation of a GenBank genome assembly. NCBI's taxonomy places the organism in Eukaryota, Viridiplantae, Streptophyta, Magnoliopsida, Lamiales, Orobanchaceae.
CCGUAGAUAAUUGGCUAAAAUCGUCCUUUUCCUAUCCUCCCUUCUCCUCUUAUCUACAAGAAUCAAAGAACAUCCAAAACAGCUCGAGAGAAAACAUACUCGAGCAACAAUGGCUUCCUUACAUUCUCUCCCCACAUGCUCUCUCAUGGUCUCUAAUCGCCCGGUCUCUGAAAUCCGCUCCCCAUCCCCCAAUUUUCUCCGCCCCUUGAAAUCGAGUGGUCUCUCCAAAGCCCCGCCGCUGAGGAGGCGGGCGAGCUUCCGGAUAGCGGUUUCCGACGUGGCAGAGGAGUUCGAUUUCUCGCUAUUCGAUAUCGAUUUAGAAGAUGUCGACGAUUUCGACGAUGAUGAGCUGGAUGUUCCCGACUGGGGAUUUCCGACGAUGGAGGAUGCGGAGGAGCCGGAGUGCCCGCCGGGACUCAGGAAGUACGAGACCAUGAUGGUGCUGAGGCCAGAUAUGUCCGAGGACGAGCGGCUUGCCUUGACCCAGAAGUAUGAAGAGUUGCUGGUGGCUGGUGGUGGAAUGUACGUGGAGGUUUUCAACAGAGGCAUAAUCCCGCUGGCCUACGACAUCAUGAGGAAAAAUAAGGAUGGCGAAACAAACACUUACAUGGAUGGUAUUUACCUUCUCUUCAAAUAUUUCACCAAGCCCGAGUCCAUUUCCAUUCUGAAAGAGACUGCGCAAGCCGAUGAUAAUGUUCUUAGAUCAUCUACUUCCAAGGUACGAAAGAGGAAAUUGUUCUAAGGAUUGUAUAUUGUGUUUCUUUUGGGCCUUCGAAUCAAGGUGUUCCAUGCUUUGUAGAACUAGAUUUUGUGCUUCUUUUGUUUUCCAUUUGAAUUGGGUAAAUUUCGACAAAGCUUGGUUUAGAGGUAAAAUGAGGUCGAAAGGUAAUGAGAGUGUGAGUAAGCCGACGUGCAUGUGUUCGUCAUGCUUUUGUUGUAAUUUUAUGGAUCGCGUAUUUCUUUUUUCUUUUUCGAUAUGACAUUAACAUUGAUUAAUUCUACCUACACUUGCAAAGACUUCGAGUUUGAGGUUGUAAUUGCUUGGCCUUUGUUUCAAAGUACAUAUGAGAUGAAAAUGUAAUGUUGAUGAUUGAUGUCAUUAACUUCUAGUGAU